Messenger RNA from Struthio camelus australis, 1635 nucleotides. The record is from RefSeq and is a predicted model, not a curated record. Lineage: Eukaryota; Metazoa; Chordata; Aves; Struthioniformes; Struthionidae.
AUGAUGGAGGUCCAAGGUCGAGCUGGGAAGCCAAGUCAGCAAGGCAAGGUCAGGUUAAGUCCUAACAAGCCUUACAGCCGCUCCCAGGGGAGCGUUUUACCGUUGGACUAUAUAGCUGCAGCGUCCCUCUUCACUAAACGGUGUAAUUCUUCUACGUACCUACCGCGUUGUCACGCCACGCGCAGACGAAGGCGACCAAAACGGCACCCGAGGGAGGACACAGAAGGGCCGGACGCUAAGCAACUGCUGCGGGUCUGCUCCGGCUCCGGGAAGACAAGCCGCCCCCCGACCCGCCCGGGAGCAAGACCACCGCUGUCGCCGGGCGAUGAAACGGGCGGCGAAGCGGGUGGGCGCCGCUGUGAGGAGGCGUUUCCGCGGGAUCCUUCUGGUGAUCCAUCACAACAGGAGGCAAAACAGAGGGAAGCAGAGAUAAGAAAUACUAUUUUAGCUCAAGUUCUAGAUCAAGCAGCUCGUGCAAGAUUAAGCAAUUUGGCACUUGUGAAACCAGAUAAAGCAAAAGCAGUGGAGAAUUAUCUGAUACAGAUGGCAAGAUUUGGCCAGCUACCUGGAAAGGUGUCAGAACAGGGUUUGAUAGAAAUACUUGAAAAAGUGAGUCAGCAAACAGAAAAGAAAACAACGGUAAAGUUCAACAGAAGAAAAGUACUGGAUUCUGAUGAAGAGGAUGAUUAUUAAAUACCCCGUAAGACUGUCUGCCAAACAAACUGCCUGGAAAAAAGGCAACAUACUGUAUCGGGCAGAAAGAAAGACCUGAAAAUGUUUACAUUUACUUCUUUUUUUUUUUUUUUAAUAAAGGCCAACAAAUGAACUUGUCCUGUAAAAUAAAUCUGAGAAGGGGAUUUUAUAACUUAAAUUUUUGUAGUAUCAGAGGCCUGAGCAGUGUGGGAUUUCCCCAUUGCUUCCUUAGCGUGAACGUUUUGUUACCCCUUUCUCAGUGUGUAAGCUAUGCUUUCAGCACAUGUGCACCCUUAACUUGCUGCUAUUGGAGAUAUCAUAACAUGACGAGUGAAAGUACAAAGUUGGGAACAACUAGGGUUUUAAAGACUUGCCUCUAAGUCUAAAUCACAGAAGUUCAUUUGGAAACAAGAUUUCCUGAGUCCAUGAAGGAAGCCUAUCCAGCAGCUCACUGGCUCCAAAGUCUUUACUGAAAAUUUAGAAAAUAAAGUGUUUUGGUUGGAGUUUGGACCGGAGGAUUUCUUAUUGGGCAAUCUGUGUAAAGAAAUUGCAGCCAGCAUUUAAUUGAACUGUUCCCCCAUGAAAUAAUCAAGCUAUCUCAAAACAAAGCAAGUUUAAGUGUGUAAUGCAGCACUGUUCAGACACUUGGUAUCGUAUGUUUGUUAAACUACCUCCAUUUUUAUCAAAUGGCUGGAGUGUUUCUGAUUUUGAAAAAAAAAGACUUAUCUCAACUAUCUGCAACUCUUGCAUGCAUCAAAUAAAACUGAACUUGUGCUAUGCCUUUAUUCAAAAAUAUGGUUAUGGAACUAUGUAGGAUAAAUACUGUAACAUUGUGUCAAUAAACAUUCUACCACCCAAGAACCCUUUUCUGACAUCACUUGAGAAGUGUGUAUGAUUCCAAAUGCCAUGUUUUGGGGACAGAAUAAAAUUGUUUAAAGCGAG